UUCAAUGUGCUUACUAAGUAUUUUGAAUAAUAUAAAAUUCGGCCUUCAAACAUUUAUGAUAUAUACACGUCCAAUCAUAAAAUGUAUAAAGCUUCCGAAUCAUUGUAAAAUUAUAUACACGAUUUAGCAUUAACGAAUUGAUAAGGACAUCUUAAUUGCUAACUUUGCCAUUAGCGCCCUGUUUAUGCACCAAAUAUGCGUAAUAUUGGAUUAAAUAAGGCUUUGAAAUUAUAUAAAAACAAUGCCCCAUUGUUUAGUCCUUAUUUUUAAUCAUAAUUUUUGUGUUAUGAAUAUCAAUUGUGAUACCAAAGUAUGAAUUUUAAAUCCAGAUUUGAAUAGGAUCUUACUGAAGACAGAAAUGAAAAUGUUAUGUUAUUUAGCUAUCUUGGUCAUAAGCAGCACUUUCUCAUAUGUUUGUGGUUGUACUUGUGCUCCAUUCGAUCCAGAGAUAGAUUAUUGCGCACGAACCUCGGGAUUUGCUGCUGUGUUUAAAAUCAAAGGCAAUGGUACUGUAGAAGGGUUUCAACUUGCCUAUAAUGUUGAUAUACUUUACAAGUACGUUUUUGAGGCUCCUGGUGAAACUGUGAACAUAGAUCAGUUAUUUACUGCUACAUCUGGAUCUAUGUGUGGAAUUCGCUUACGUCCAGAUAGUUUCUAUAUCAUCACGGGAUAUUUUGAAGUAAGACCCGAUAAGCCUGCAAAAAUGGUAACUGCACUAUGUUACACACAAGACUACUUCAAAGAGAGUCCUGUCGUAAAUGGUGACCCACCGCCGUGCGAGAGAUCUGACAAAUAUGUUGAAUUUUCUGAAUGAUGAAUAUAAUACAUUUGUAGCACUGCAUUAAAAAGUAAAAUAUUAUA
Molecule: messenger RNA, 861 nt
Organism: Ruditapes philippinarum (Manila clam)
Lineage: Eukaryota; Metazoa; Mollusca; Bivalvia; Venerida; Veneridae
Exons: 5
Coding region: 359-814 (151 amino acids)
Source: RefSeq, a predicted model, not a curated record